AUGGCAAGAAGAUUGGAGAUCCGGAACAAACGGCAGAAGCCCAUUAAAAAGCAGAUCACCGAUUGGCGACUCGGUUCUUGGAACUGCAGGUCUCUAAACUUUCUGGGUUUCGAAUUCGCUUUGGCGAAAGAGUUGCAACCUCGCAACUUCGAUGUUGUGGCACUGCAGGAGGUGUGCUUGGAGGAGGAGCAGGUGCUCGACUGGCCAGGUCGGCAGACCGAUUCCCGGUUUUUUCUGAGCGGCGGCAAGGACAAGAAGCUGGGUACCGGCUUUAUUGUGCGGGGCAAGAUGCAGGAUCGCGUGUUCGGCUUCACGGCGAUCAGCGAGCGGAUGUGCAAGUUGAGGAUAAGAGGCCGUUUCUUCAACUAUAGCAUCAUCAACGUGCACUGCCCCCACGAGGAAAAGUCCGAUGAUGAAAAGGAAGCAUUUUACGCGACGCUGGAGGAGGUGUAUGACGGCUGUCCGCGGCAGGAUGUGAAACUCAUCAUUGGGGACAUGAACGCUCGCCUCCCGGGGAAUGGUGGUCAGGAGCACCUACUUUCCUCGCAAGGACAUCCACAAAGCCACCUGGACAUCACCUGA
Messenger RNA from Culex pipiens pallens (northern house mosquito), 582 nucleotides. RefSeq lists its product as uncharacterized. The record is from RefSeq and is a predicted model, not a curated record. The transcript has 2 exons. Bases 1 to 582 code for a protein of 193 amino acids. Gene Ontology annotation, molecular function: catalytic activity. NCBI's taxonomy places the organism in Eukaryota, Metazoa, Arthropoda, Insecta, Diptera, Culicidae.